Capsella rubella is the source of this 1179-nucleotide messenger RNA. RefSeq names its product probable N-acetyltransferase HLS1-like. Bases 1 to 1179 code for a protein of 392 amino acids. The transcript has 3 exons. Gene Ontology annotation, molecular function: acyltransferase activity, transferring groups other than amino-acyl groups. Lineage: Eukaryota; Viridiplantae; Streptophyta; Magnoliopsida; Brassicales; Brassicaceae. The record is from RefSeq and is a predicted model, not a curated record.
AUGUUGGGACAAUGGGAAGAAGAAGUUGAUGAAGAGGUGAUGAUCAGAUGCUACGAUGAACGUAGGGACAGAAUUCAAAUGGAACGUGUGGAGAAGAGUUGUGAGAUUGGUCACGACGACCAAACUCUUCUCUCUACAGACAGUUUAGGCGAUCCCAUCUGCAGGAUCAGAAACAGUCCUCUCUUCACUAUGCUGGUGGCAGAAGUUGGGAACAAGCUGGUGGGUUCCAUACAAGGCUCAGUAAAGCCAGUGGAGUAUCAUGGUAAGUCAGUAAGAGUAGGUUACGUUCUUGGUCUCAGAGUUGUGUCUCGGUACCGACGCCGUGGCAUUGGUUCGAUUCUGGUGAGAAAGCUCGAGGAAUGGUUCGUGUCUCAUAAUGCCGACUAUGCUUACAUGGCCACUGAAAAGGACAAUGAAGCCUCUCUCGGUCUCUUUGUCGGAAAACUUAGCUAUGUCGUCUUCAGAAACCCCACAAUCCUUGUCAAUCCCGUCAACCCUGGUCGCAGUUCAAAACUGCCGUCGGACAUCGGAAUAAGGAUGCUAAAGGUGAAAGAAGCCGAGUCGUUGUACCGGAGACACGUGGUAGCCACGACAGAGUUUUUCCCGGACGACAUAGACAGAAUCUUGCGGAACAAGUUAAGUGUCGGGACAUGGGCGGCUUACUACAAGGAUGACAACAUCGGAAGCUGGGCGAUGCUUAGUGUUUGGGAUAGUAGCAAAGUCUUUAAACUUACGAUCAAGAAAGCUCCUUUGAGCUAUUUGCUUCUCACUAAAGUUUCAAACCUUUUCGGUAAACUCUUGUCGUUAUUGGGAAUAACGUCGUUGCCUGAUCUGUUUACUCCGUUUGGUUUCUAUUUCCUUUACGGGGUUUACGCCGAAGGUCCGUUAAGUGGGAAACUCGUUAGGGCUUUGUGUGAGCACGUUCAUAACAUGUCUGCGUCAGAUGAUGAUGGUGCACGUAAAGUCGUGGUGGUAGAGGUUGAUGGAGGAAGCAACGGCGAUGAUGAUGCUUUGAGUAGGUGUAUCCCGCAUUGGAAAAUGCUUUCAUGUGAGGACGAUAUGUGGUGCAUCAAGCCGUUGCAAUGCGAGGAGAAGAUGAACGGUUUCAGUGAGUUUAGCAAUAUGUGCUUAAGAUCUAAACCGCGGUCUUCGCUCUUUGUGGAUCCAAGAGAUGUGUAG